UGCCGUCCUCUUGAAUUCUGUCAACGACCACUCUGAUAACCUACACUCUUUUUCCACAACAAUGAGCUCCCACGAUAACGAGGAACUUAUCGACUACGAGGACGAGCAUGACGUUAUCCCUAAUGGCGCAGUUCCAGCUACUUCUACCAACGGAGCAGCCGCGUCAGCAGUGGACGGCGAAGUUGAUAAAGACAAGAAAAACUUCUCCGGAAUACAUUCAACGGGCUUCAGGGAUUUCUUGUUGAAACCUGAACUUCUGAGAGCCAUUAGUGACUUGGGUUUUGAGCACCCCUCAGAAGGUAUACUUCAGCGACGUUCAAAAUGGUGUUCUAGCCUCACCAAACCCUUUUCAACAGUCCAACAAGAAUGCAUACCUCAGGCUGUUCUAGGAAUGGACGUCCUCUGCCAAGCAAAGUCAGGGCAUGGUAAGACAGCGGUCUUCGUGCUCGCGACUCUGCAACAGCUGGAGCCAGUCAAUGGCGAAGUUUCCGUCAUUGUCCUCUGCCAUACUCGCGAACUCGCUUUCCAGAUAAAAAAUGAGUACACGCGCUUUGCCAAAUAUAUGCCCGACGUACGGGUUGGCACGUUCUACGGCGGUACCCCCGUUCAAAAGGAUGCAGAGAUCCUUCGUGACAAGACACGGUGUCCCCACAUUGUCGUCGCCACUCCCGGACGACUCAAUGCCCUUACGAGAGAAAAAGUUUUGGAUGCGAAGAGCGUCAAGCACUUCACUUUGGACGAGUGCGAUAAAAUGUUGGAACAGCUUGACAUGCGUCGAGACGUGCAAGAAAUCUUCCGUGCAACACCUCACCACAAGCAGGUGAUGAUGUUCAGCGCCACGCUAGCAAAAGAAAUUAGGAUCACUUGCAAGAAAUUCAUGGCAAAUCCUUUGGAGAUCUUUGUUGAUGACGAGACGAAGUUGACGCUGCACGGAUUGCAACAACACUACGUGAAGCUCGACGAGAACUCGAAGAACCGAAAAUUGAACGAGCUACUAGAUGUCCUAGAGUUCAACCAAGUGGUCAUCUUCGUCAAAUCUGUCGCAAGAGCCGUCGAGCUUGAUAAGCUCCUAGUUUCAUGUAAUUUCCCUAGUAUCAGCAUUCACUCCGGUCUGGCUCAAGAGGAGCGUAUAAAUCGUUACACUGCGUUCAAGGCUUUCGAAAAGCGUAUCCUCGUCGCAACCGACAUUUUUGGCCGUGGCAUUGAUGUCGAACGGGUCAAUAUCGUGAUCAACUACGACUGCCCACCAGACGCCGACAGUUACCUCCACCGUGUCGGCCGUGCAGGUCGUUUCGGAACGAAAGGUCUCGCUAUCACGUUCCAAUCCAGUGAGGCAGAUCAGCAAGUCAUGUCUGCCAUCCAACAACGGUUUGAGGUCGCCGUGCCCGAACUUCCUGAUCACAUUGACCCCGCUAGUUACAUGACAUCGUAAUUUUAUUGCCGCUCAUCCUUUAUUGAUACUGUUGUUUUCUCAUGACCUCCUUCCAAACACUUCGAUUGUCUGAGCAUAUGUAUGUAAUGUUAUAUUAGUGGGUCGUCGAUUGCAUCAUUGUGCUUCUUGUUCUCCGUCAUCCAGUGCAAGUUCUAAGUACCUUAGGCGCCCCUCUCUCGGUGUAGAAUCGAGGUCUUCAACGAAGCAAUAUAGAAAUGCCUGGUAAGCAACGUUGAACGAUCACUGCAUACAAGUUAUAUUUCGGUUGGUGAUCAUCCCAUCCACUCUUAGAGGCAGUCGAGAACUGACCAUAACGACGCAACGUGAGUAAUGUUUCAGAAUCCAGUUUGAGGAUCGUGAUACGUCACUCGCGUCCCAUAGCACGGUACUU
Suillus clintonianus is the source of this 1823-nucleotide messenger RNA. Its product is annotated as P-loop containing nucleoside triphosphate hydrolase protein. Gene Ontology annotation, biological process: mRNA export from nucleus; mRNA splicing, via spliceosome. The record is from RefSeq and is a predicted model, not a curated record. The coding region runs from base 62 to 1432 and encodes 456 amino acids. The transcript is spliced from 7 exons. NCBI's taxonomy places the organism in Eukaryota, Fungi, Basidiomycota, Agaricomycetes, Boletales, Suillaceae. Gene Ontology annotation, molecular function: RNA binding; RNA helicase activity; ATP binding.